AUGGGCAAGGACGACAAAUCCAAACCCGCAGAAUCCUCCAACCUAGCCUCCUCCGCCAUAACAGGCGUAACAGGCACAGUCGGCGCAGUAGUAGGCGGUGUAACACGCACAACAGGCGGCCUCGUCGGCGCCACGGGCCGGGGCCUCGGCGGCACAAUCAACAACGCCUCCGGCACCAAACCCUUCGGCAACGCCCUGCAGGCCGUGACGGACGGCGUCGAGUACGGCGUGCAGGCGGUGAGUCGUGGGAUUGAGGAUGGGAGUCGUGGCAAGAGGCCGGGCAGUACGGAUAGUGAGUGGGAUCAUCGGUAG
Molecule: messenger RNA, 312 nt
Organism: Zasmidium cellare ATCC 36951
Lineage: Eukaryota; Fungi; Ascomycota; Dothideomycetes; Mycosphaerellales; Mycosphaerellaceae
Exons: 2
Coding region: 1-312 (103 amino acids)
Source: RefSeq, a predicted model, not a curated record